AUCACAUUACAGUUAAUUCCAAGACUGAUUCCAUCUUGCUCAUGGAAACUUGAGUCUUCUUUGUAGCCCCAUUGCUCUGUGUUGAUUCCUACCCUCCUGGCAAUGGUUUUACAGUCUCCUCUCUCCCUUUUCAGAUCACUGGGGUGAUCCUGUUGGCUGUUGGAGUCUGGGGAAAACUUACUUUGGGCACCUACAUCUCCCUUAUUGCUGAGAACUCCACAAAUGCUCCCUAUGUGCUCAUCGGAACUGGCACCACUAUUGUUGUUUUUGGCCUGUUUGGAUGCUUUGCUACAUGCCGUGGUAGCCCAUGGAUGCUGAAACUGUAUGCCAUGUUCCUGUCACUGGUGUUCCUGGCUGAGCUUGUAGCUGGCAUUUCAGGGUUUGUGUUUCGCCAUGAGAUCAAGGAUACCUUUCUGAGGACUUACACUGAUGCCAUGCAGAACUACAAUGGCAAUGACGAGAGGAGCCGGGCAGUGGACCACGUGCAGCGCAGCCUGAGCUGCUGUGGUGUGCAGAACUACACCAACUGGAGCACCAGCCCCUACUUCUUGGAGCAUGGCAUCCCCCCCAGUUGCUGCAUGAAUGAAACUGACUGCAAUGCCCAGGACCUGCACAAUCUGACUGUGGCCGCCACCAAAGUUAACCAGAAGGGUUGUUAUGAUCUGGUGACCAGUUUCAUGGAGACAAACAUGGGAAUCAUCGCUGGAGUGGCAUUUGGAAUUGCGUUCUCCCAGUUGAUUGGCAUGCUGCUGGCCUGCUGUCUGUCCCGGUUCAUCACGGCCAAUCAAUAUGAAAUGGUGUAAGGAGGUUGCUUAGGGCAUGUAAGGAGGCACAUCAGUGAUUGUUCAUGAGGAGAGAAAAGCAUGUGUCAUGCAUGAUGGAAACUGUUGAGCAUUAGGUGGCCUCCUUGCUCGUUAUUGUUCUGUACCUGGGUAUGUAGAGACAAUUUAGUGCACCUCUGCCUCUAAGUUGAAACCUGUAUAAUCCUGUUACACAGCUGUCUUGUUGCUUCCUGUGAAGGCAAUGAUACUACUUUUGGUUUUCCCCAAUUAAUUACUAUUGUGUUACUUUACUUCUUUCUGUAUUGUUUUCUUGCAUUGACAUUAUAGACUUUGAGGACUUCAAUCAGAUCAAUUUAAAAAUGAGUGUGAAGGGGAAACAAAAGUCAAAAUAUUUUUAAAAGACCUUUAAAAAGAAUGCCUCUGUCUAGCAUGCCAACAAGAAUGCAUUGAUAUUGUGAACAUUUGUGAUAUAUGUAUUAAUAAAUAGAGCAAUUACAAAUGGCUGUGUUUUGGUUCUCUUCUUUGAUUCUUGUGACCGUUUUUUGAGCACGUACUCCCCAUUCCAUUUUGAGAUUUGACUUGAGGUUAUUGUUUUCAUUUGUACAAUUUAUCCAGGAGAUUGGAGGCAGCCCACCUUAAACAAGGGCACAG
This is a messenger RNA of Castor canadensis (American beaver), 1433 nucleotides long. Lineage: Eukaryota; Metazoa; Chordata; Mammalia; Rodentia; Castoridae. The record is from RefSeq and is a predicted model, not a curated record.